Pelobates cultripes (western spadefoot toad) is the source of this 172-nucleotide messenger RNA. The record is from the annotation of a GenBank genome assembly. NCBI's taxonomy places the organism in Eukaryota, Metazoa, Chordata, Amphibia, Anura, Pelobatidae.
GGCAAAGCAUCCAAACUCCUUCAGUCCUUGGCGUGGGGAGCGGACCUCCAGAGCUCAAACACAAUACCCUAGCGUUAACUGACUGCGCUGGCGGAGGUAGCAGGCGUUGCCACACCGCUGUCAGACACAGCCAGAGGGAAGAAACCAGUACCACUUUAAGAGAGAUUUUAAG